CGUCCACGUCGUCGACCAUGCUCACCUCUCGCGGCGUCCACCGUCUCUCCCGUAGAGCGCUGAACAGCGCGAAGAAGACCAACGCGUUCUUCUCCAGCGCUGCCGCCGCGCCCAUCCUCGCCCGCGCAGCCUCAGCACCUUCUUCGUCACAACGCGCGCAGGCUCGUGCUCCUCGUGCGUCAGCGCAGGCUGCCCGCUCGUAUGCUACCGAGGCAAAGGGCCCAAGUGGUCAUGUAAAGACCGUCAUUGGUGCUGUCGUCGAUGUGCAGUUCGAGACUGAGAAUCUCCCCCCCAUUCUCAACGCGCUUGAGGUUGUCGACUUCCACGGCGGUCGUCUCGUCCUCGAGGUUGCGGCUCACCUUGGCGAGAACUCCGUCCGUACCAUUGCCAUGGACGGUACUGAGGGUCUCGUUCGAGGCCAGAAGGUCAUUGACACGGGUGCGCCUAUCAAGAUCCCCGUCGGUACCGCUACUCUUGGCCGUAUCAUGAAUGUCAUUGGCGAGCCUAUUGACGAGCGGGGACCUAUCAAGGGUGUCAAGCUGUCCCCCAUUCACGCUGAACCCCCGGCGUUCGUGGACCAGUCUACAACUGCUGAAGUUUUGGAGACGGGUAUCAAGGUCGUCGACCUCCUCGCUCCGUACGCUCGUGGUGGAAAGAUCGGUCUUUUCGGUGGUGCUGGUGUCGGCAAGACUGUGUUGAUUCAGGAACUCAUCAACAACGUGGCGAAGGCACACGGUGGUUUCUCCAUUUUCUGUGGUGUUGGUGAGCGGACCCGUGAGGGUAACGACUUGUACCACGAAAUGAUUGAAACCGGUGUCAUCAAUCUUGAGGGUGACUCAAAGGUCGCUUUGGUGUUCGGUCAGAUGAACGAGCCCCCGGGUGCUCGUGCCCGUGUCGCGCUCACUGGCCUCACCAUUGCGGAGUACUUCCGUGACGAGGAGGGUCAGGAUGUGCUCCUCUUCAUCGACAACAUUUUCCGUUUCACGCAGGCAGGUUCUGAGGUGUCCGCCUUGCUUGGUCGUAUCCCGUCUGCCGUCGGUUACCAGCCCACGCUGUCGACGGACAUGGGUGGCAUGCAAGAGCGUAUCACUACCACCAAGAAGGGUUCAAUCACAUCCGUGCAGGCUGUCUACGUGCCCGCCGAUGAUUUGACGGAUCCUGCUCCUGCCACCACCUUUGCCCACUUGGACGCGACGACUGUGUUGUCUCGUCAGAUUGCUGAGCUUGGUAUCUACCCCGCUGUCGACCCUCUUGACUCCAAGUCCCGUAUGCUCGACCCCCGUAUUGUUGGUAUAGAGCACUAUGAAGUUGCGACUGCCGUCCAGAAGAUCCUUCAGGAUUACAAAUCGCUUCAGGAUAUCAUUGCCAUUCUGGGUAUGGACGAGUUGUCUGAGGAGGACAAGUUGACUGUCGAGCGUGCUCGUAAGAUCCAGCGUUUCAUGUCGCAGCCUUUCCAGGUCGCGCAGGUCUUCACUGGUUUCGAGGGCAAGCUUGUGUCUCUCAAGGACACUGUCCGCUCCUUCAAGGAGAUCCUAUCUGGCGCACACGAUUCCCUCCCCGAGUCUGCGUUCUACAUGGUCGGCACGAUCGAGGAUGUCAAGACAAAGGCUGAGGAGCUCGCGAAGGAGAUGGGUGAGUCAUAAUCGGUGUGAGCUGGUAUGUCGGACGUACGUGGUGGACUGUUGGUUCGGAGCUUCUACGCAUAGAGCGAUCGCCAGCAAUAAAAAUGCUUUGAUGUUUCCUCUUCUGUGCGAUCCGGUCAAUGGUCAUGUUUCAUCGGAAA
This is a messenger RNA of Postia placenta MAD-698-R-SB12, 1783 nucleotides long. RefSeq lists its product as hypothetical. The transcript has 7 exons. The coding region runs from base 18 to 1643 and encodes 541 amino acids. The record is from RefSeq and is a predicted model, not a curated record. Gene Ontology annotation, molecular function: proton-transporting ATP synthase activity, rotational mechanism; ATP hydrolysis activity; ATP binding. Lineage: Eukaryota; Fungi; Basidiomycota; Agaricomycetes; Polyporales; Adustoporiaceae. Gene Ontology annotation, biological process: proton transmembrane transport; proton motive force-driven mitochondrial ATP synthesis.